This is a messenger RNA of Penicillium daleae, 801 nucleotides long. RefSeq names its product 2-deoxyribose-5-phosphate aldolase. Gene Ontology annotation, cellular component: cytoplasm. The transcript has a single exon. Gene Ontology annotation, biological process: deoxyribonucleotide catabolic process; carbohydrate catabolic process. The record is from RefSeq and is a predicted model, not a curated record. Lineage: Eukaryota; Fungi; Ascomycota; Eurotiomycetes; Eurotiales; Aspergillaceae. The coding region runs from base 1 to 801 and encodes 266 amino acids. Gene Ontology annotation, molecular function: deoxyribose-phosphate aldolase activity.
AUGUCGUCCAUCCCAUCCAACGACGCCGAGUGGGCCGCGGCAAUUUCAUUGUUGAAGGACCGCGGACCUGAAAGGCCAUUGUCGCCGCCCGCAUGCCCUUUGGGAAUGCCGGCCAUGAUCGACCACACCUUGUUGAAAGAGCCAACCGAGCCGGAACAAAUUGAUGCGCUUUGCGAGGAAGCUCGAGAAUACAAAUUUGCGACUGUCUGCGUCCGACUGGGCUAUGUGGCCCAAGCUGCUGCCAACCUCAAGGACACAUCUGUCGGGGUGGCCUGUGUGGUGGGGUUCCCCGAGGGCACCCACGAUACGCAAGACAAAGUGAAAGAAGCACGCGAGGCAGUCGAGCAAGGCGCCCGGGAAUUGGAUAUGGUCAUCAAUUACCCGAAACUGAAAAACGGCGAAUACACAGCCGUCUACGAUGAUAUCCUGGCGGUGCGCACAGUCGCACCAGCGCCCGUUCUCCUCAAAACGAUUAUCGAAGCAUCGGAACUCGACAAGGACGAGAUCAUUGCUGCUACCAUUAUAGCCUGCAUGGCUGGAGUCGAUUUUGUGAAGACUAGUACUGGGUAUAAAGGUCCCGCAACUCUUGAUUAUAUCAUGACUAUGCGGAUUGCCCUUCGGGCGGCCGGCUACCCGAGUGUUGGAAUCAAGGCGAGUGGUGGAAUUAGGAAUGCCACUGACAGUCUACGGAUGGUGAAGGCUGGUGCAACGCGGAUCGGAACCAGUGCGGGAGUCAACAUCGUGCGCGAGUUUGAAAAUGGAGAAAUCUUGGAGCAAGAAGCUAGCCAUGCUGCGUACUAG